Acanthaster planci (crown-of-thorns starfish) is the source of this 3211-nucleotide messenger RNA. RefSeq names its product D-2-hydroxyglutarate dehydrogenase (gene d2hgdh). Gene Ontology annotation, molecular function: catalytic activity; FAD binding. Gene Ontology annotation, cellular component: mitochondrion. NCBI's taxonomy places the organism in Eukaryota, Metazoa, Echinodermata, Asteroidea, Valvatida, Acanthasteridae. The record is from RefSeq and is a predicted model, not a curated record.
GAGCUAGCUGGCCAUGGAUAGGUAGCAGAUGAUAGGUUGGUGGGUCAAUAUUUCACAGGUCAUGUACAUGUAACCUACAUGUAUUUCCACAGGAUUAAGGUACAUACUUUAUGUACAUGAACCUGGCCCUCUGGAUAAUGAAGACAUGUUGGUGGAGCCUCCUUCAUGAAACCUUGAGGAGUCAAGCCCUUCAAGCCACUACAUAGUCUAAUAGUGCAUGUAGGGUUCCGAUAGAUCUGCUGUCCCAUUUGAUUUGGUUGCCUUGAGAAGCUAUAAGAAAUGGCGUCACUCAGAACUUUGAGAAUUUCUUACAGCAACAUUCAGAGGAUUUUGGUCACAUACACGUACGUCAAGCCCUCCAAUUCCUCACUUUUUAUUCCUACAACGGAAGCAAGCUUAGCUGCUGGUACAAGACAAGUGAAUACUGGACCUGUCAAAGCUACAUGUAUCUACAGUUCCUACGAUAGCUCUCAACAUAAACUGUUGUUGUGGAGACAUCUAGCAACAUCUGCUACUCAUCAGAUAGUUCGUGAAGUGCCUCUUACAUCCCAAUCACAUCCUAGCCUUGUACGUGGUCCAUUUGCAAAGGUCACUCAGAAUGAUGUAGCAUUCUUUCAGGAGCUUCUUCCGCAGAGAGUUAUCACUGAUGAAGAGGACCUUAUCUCCCCUAAUACUGAUUGGCUUGGAUCUUUAAGAGGUGCAAGUCAAGUUCUCUUGAGACCAAAGACUACCGAUGAAGUCUCUCAAAUAAUGGCAUAUUGCCACGCCCAUAACUUGGCUGUAGUUCCUCAAGGAGGCAAUACUGGACUGGCUGGAGGAAGUGUACCUGUCUUUGAUGAGAUCAUAUUAUCAACAUCUCUCAUGAACAAUGUUAUUCAGUUUGAUGAGCUGUCAGGUGUUCUGGUAUGCCAGUCAGGUUGUAUUUUGGAGAAACUCGACAGUUAUAUAGAAGCAUAUGGCUACACAAUGCCUUUGGACCUUGGUGCUAAAGGAAGCUGUCAGAUUGGAGGCAAUGUGUCUACUAAUGCAGGAGGGAUCAGGUUACUACGUUAUGGUAGCCUACGAGGAACAGUACUUGGAAUUGAAGCAGUUCUUGCAGAUGGACGUAUAAUUGACUGUCUUUCCUCCUUACGCAAAGACAACACUGGUUAUGAUCUCAAGCAGAUGUUCAUUGGCUCUGAGGGUACACUUGGAGUUGUUACUGGCGUGUCAAUUUUGUGCCCUCCACGUCCUCAAUCUGUUAAUGUUGCAUUAUUCGGUUGUGAAAGUUUUUCCAAAGUUCUUGAUACAUUCAAGGAAAGCAAGUCACAGCUGGUUGAAAUCUUGUCUGCAUUUGAGUUUAUGGAUCAAACAACUCUGUCGUAUGUCACCAAGUAUUUGGGCCUUAGGAAUCCUCUCAACAGAGAGUAUCCAUUCUACAUUUUAAUCGAGACAUCAGGGUCAAAUGGAAGUCAUGAUGAGGAGAAACUGAAUCAAUUCUUGGAGCACAUUAUGUCAACAGAACUAGUAAUUGAUGGAACAGUUGCCACAGAUUCAACCAAAAUCCAGAUGAUAUGGGCCUUACGAGAAAGAAUAAAUGAAUCCAUCCAACGCACCAAACAACAGUACAAGUACGACUUGACCAUACCCCACCGAACAUAUUAUGAUUUAGUGCCCAUGAUACGUGAUUAUCUUCGGACACAACAUGCUCAUUUGCCAGUUUGUGAUGUUAUUGGCUAUGGUCAUGUCGGUGAUGGCAACAUCCACAUUAAUGUCAUAGUUGAUGAAUUCUCCGAAGACAUUAAAAAUGCCCUUGAGCCGUUUGUAUUUGAGCAGACAGCAAAGCUGAAAGGAAGUGUAAGCUCUGAACAUGGGCUUGGUUUCAACAAGAGGAAAUACAUUGGAUACAGUAAGACAGAUGAGGCUGUAGAGGUUAUGAAACUGAUGAAAUGCUUACUUGACCCCAAAGGAAUUUUGAAUCCUUACAAAACUAUCCCGUCCUAGUCCAGUCUAUCCAAGUCAGGCAUGAAGACCACAUGGACCCUUGACCACAUAAGAUUGUAAGGUCAUGGUCAUGGUCCCGAUAGGGAUGGAAACUUAUGUCUUUAUGUCAGCAGCUGUUGUUUGACAAGACAUCCUUGCUAUCAUUGAGCCACCUACCUGUAUCUUUGCGCAGUAACGUGUGGAAAAUAUAAAGGGGUGCAAAUUUACUGUAGAACAUGGGGCUGUUAUGAAUAAAAAUGCAUUUAUAAGUGUUGCAUCUCGAAUGCAGACACUAUGACAUGUUAAAGGCUUCUUUGCUACCCUGAAAAGAAAUGAAGGUAUAUUUCAUUUCUUCGUCGUUGGAUAACUUUUAUUGAUACUUGGAUUAUAAGUUGAGUAAAUCAUUCCUUGGAAUCUUGGCCACCUCCAUGUAUACAGGUUAAUGUCAAUGCACGAUUUUUCAUGACAAUCUUUAGAGGUUUUGGUCUUUGGAUAACUGCAAAUGAUUAUAAUUGUUAAUAGAGCUAACAAAAUAUUAAUGUGUACAGGAAGAUGAACAUAAUUAUCCAAGCUAUUUUCGCAUUUUAUUCUAAUUUUUAAGCAUAAUAAGUGUACUUUGCAAAUUUAUAUAUUUUGAAAGCUAAUGAUAUUUUUUACUUGAAAUGAUCUUCAUGGAGCCGCUGGUCUCCGAAUUCAAAAGUCAAGUUUCCACGUAUCAGUUCUAUGAAAUGAAUUUUAAAACUGGUCCUUCUACAUUUAAAGGAAAAUGAAGGUAAACUAGAAAUAUUAAAAUCGAGGCUUGUAUGUGAACUUUGUUAUGUUUGUUGUGUAUAAUCAGCUCUUAAUAAGAAGCGGGAAUUACACAACAUUGCGAAGUGAUUCACAGUUUCAUCGAUUGAACACAAGACUGUUUAAAUCAAUUUACAUAUUUACAUAAUUAACUAAUAUUCCCAUUUGUAGAUUCCAUAAUCCCUGGACUGAGAGUAGUAAUACAAUUCAAGCCAAGCAGUGACGUACAUGUAUGUACUUAGGCACUGCAAAAGUACAUGUUUAUGACGAGGUUUCGUAGUCGUAAAUCUCUUAUCGAGCAAUUUGCAAGGGAUUUUAAGUUUAUGCAUGUAAACAUUCUGAUGACCUGUCUUUAGUAAACCAACGUGAUGCAUCACAAAACAAUGUUAUACGUGCACGUAUGUGAAUUAUUGAAGCCUGUAACGUGAAAUAAAAAAAAUAAACAAAUUUUGACACUUCA